CCGAAGCCUAUCCGUUAAGAUCCCACUUCUCCUCUUCGCUCCUGCUCUCGCCGAUGGCCGCAUCGAUCGCCGUCGCGACGGGCUCGACCUCGCCGCCCCCUCCGCUCCAUCUCCGCCACCCGCGGCCCGCCGUUCCUCCCUCAACGGGCCCGAGGAGCGUGUCGGGUAGCCUUUCCCCUUCGCACCGACGCGUUCGCGCCGUCUCGUCGCCCAUUGUCGUUCCCAGGAGGAAUGCCAUGUCUGCUAUGCUGUCAAGUUUCAUAUUCUCACAAUUGGGAUCGCGGGAUGAUGCUUUUGCUCAGCCCUCAGUUGCUUUCAGGGAGUACAUAGAUACUUUUGAUGGCUAUACAUUUCUUUACCCAAAGAGUUGGAUCCAAGUUCGAGGAGCCGGUGCCGAUAUAUUCUUCAGAGAUCCUUUUGUUUUAGACGAGAAUUUAUCUGUCGAAUUGUCUUCCCCUUCUUCAUCGAAGUACAAAAGUGUGGAAGAUUUGGGGACACCAGAUGUAGCUGCCACAAAGGUUUUGAAGCAAUACUUGACUGAAUUCAUGUCGACACGACUAGGAGUCCGGCGAGAAUCAAACAUUUUAUCUGCAUCAUCAAGGAUUGCCGACGACGGAAGGCUCUAUUAUCAAGUUGAGGUAAACAUUAAAUCUUAUGCGAGUUAUAAUGAGUUGGCUGUGAUGCCACAAGACAGACAACAGCAGCUCGAAUGGGACAGGCAUUACUUGUCAGUUCUUGGUGUCGAGAACAACCGGUUGUAUGAGCUGAGGCUGCAAACUCCCGAGAAUGUGUUCACGGAGGAGGAGAACGAUCUCCGGCGGGUCAUGGAUUCCUUCAGAGUGGUCAAGGCUGUGAUCUAAGCAAUGUGUAACGUUAGGAUGCUCUACUUAUUUGUAAGAUCACAAGUUUGAGGAUUCAGUUUUGGAAGAAAGUUUUAUUUUUUUUUUUAUCAGGUAUAAAUUUUUCAUAUUUGCAUAAUUAACUGAAUAAAUACAAUUUAUAACUUAAAUUUAUAAAUAAUUUUUUAAGUAAAAAAAAUAUGGAGUAAACUAAGAAAAAACGAUCGUCUUCUCUAUCUUUGCCUUGAGAUCGCAGUUAUGUUGGCUUCUCCGUCUCCGCUUCGUCCCUCUUUCCCUUCCUUUCCUCAGCAGCAGCGACACCGAAGACCUCCGGCGAGAAGUAUCCACGGAAGCGUUACCCCUUCACUUCCCGUGCCACUCCUCGCCUUCCACCGGCUACUCUCGUCGGGCGACCUCGAUCCCGACGAUCUCACCUUAUCCUCCCUCUUAGAAUCCUGCCGCGACCGCCACGCUGCCGAGGAAGGCCGGCAGAUUCACGCACUGGCCGUCAAAAGAGGCUUCGCUGCUUCCUCCGUCCUGGUCCGGCGAUCUCUCCUUCGUACGUACGCCAAGCUCCUCUCCGUCGACGACGCCCUCAAACUGUUCGACCGAUGCUGCCAUCCGGACCUCGUUUCUUGCAACGAUUUGAUCCUCGGCUUGUGCAGAAGCGGCGAUCUGGAGGCUGCGCGAGUGAUUUUUGACGUGAUGGAAGAGAAAAAUGUGGUUUCUUGGAGCCUUAUGGUGGAUGGCUACGCCAGGAAUGGCCUGUUGGAUCUUGCCCAGGAUCUGUUCGACGCAAUGCCUGUGAGAAACCAGUUCUCCUGGAAUUCCUUGAUUUCUGGCUACUUAAGACACGGUCGCGUGGAGGCCGCCCGAGCGAUCUUCGAUCGCAUAAGGGAUCGACUGGGGGUUGUCACUUGGACAGCAAUGGUUUCAGGCCAUGUGCAGAAUUCACAGUAUAAGGAGGCACUGGAAGUUUUCCACCAAAUGCAAGUUGCAGGAGUGGUGCCCAACAAAGUCACAAUUGUGAGCAUUCUUCCCGCGAUCACCGAGCUCGGCGCUCUGAGUCAUGGCCGGUCGAUCCAUGCUUGCUUGUACAAGAUGGACAUAGAAAUCGAUUCAGUUCUUGGUUCUGCUCUAGUGGACAUGUACUCCAAUUGUGGCUGCCUUGAGGAAGCUCUUGUUGUGUUUAAGAACCUUAAUCACAAGGAGUUAUCAGCUUGGAAUUCUGUCAUCUCUGGUCUUGCAGCUCAUGGUCGCGGAGCGGAUGCACUCCGCGUCUUUUACACGAUGCAGAACGACUUCGAAAUGCUUCCGAACGAAAUCACAUUUACAGCUGUGCUUACUGCUUGCAGGCAUACGGGUCUAACAGAGGAGGGACGCAGAAUGUUUUCUCUCUUUACGGAACAUUACAAGUUGAAACCCAACAUAAGACAUUUUGGAUGCAUGGUUGAUCUUCUGGCGCGCGGCGGGUAUCUGAAAGAGGCUUUAGAGUUUGUGGAAUCGAUGCCAAUGAAACCGAACUCGGUUAUUUGGAAGACACUGAUCAAUGCUUGUAGAAUUCACAAGAAUGUAGGCAUGGCUGAUCAUGUAUGGUCAAAAGUAAUUGAAUUGGGUGGUCCUCAAGACAGUGGAUUCUACACUAUGAUAUCUAGCAUCUACAAGGAUGCCGGUCGAGCCGGAGAUGCAAGUAAAGUGAGGAUGCAGAUGAAUGAUUUGCAGGUGAAAAAGAUUGCAGGUUGUAGUUGGAUCGAAUCGGAUGGCAUCGUUCAUGAGUUCUUGAUGGAUGGAGCGAGCUUUCAUGCUCGAGGCUCUGAUAUUCUUGAAGUCUUGCAUCAAAUGCGGGAACUGAUGAAGUUCGACGACUCUAACUCAGAGGAUGCAUGUCUAAUUCUUCAUUCUUGCAUGUCUUAACAAAAUAACAAGGUUGACUCACUGAGGGUCUGCUUGGGGGGACCCUAAACCCUACAUGGAGAGCUCAAUUAGAACCCUAAUCUUUAUCUAUGUGUUUGUGUGGAUAUAUAUAUAGUUUUUUUUUUAUAAUUAAUAUCCCGUUCUGACGAUAUGAUUAAUUCUAGAGGUAAUUAGUCCGGUCCUAUAUAAGUUUUCUAUCCAAUAUCAGGAAAAAUCGAAAAGCACAGAUAGGUCUUAACUGGUGGACGGCUCAACGUCAUAAGUU
This is a messenger RNA of Zingiber officinale, 3018 nucleotides long. RefSeq names its product psbP domain-containing protein 1, chloroplastic-like. Gene Ontology annotation, biological process: photosynthesis; RNA modification. NCBI's taxonomy places the organism in Eukaryota, Viridiplantae, Streptophyta, Magnoliopsida, Zingiberales, Zingiberaceae. Gene Ontology annotation, cellular component: photosystem II; extrinsic component of membrane; photosystem II oxygen evolving complex. The record is from RefSeq and is a predicted model, not a curated record. The coding region runs from base 1098 to 2753 and encodes 551 amino acids. Gene Ontology annotation, molecular function: protein binding; RNA binding; calcium ion binding. The transcript is spliced from 3 exons.